CUGGCACUUGGGUCACAGAUGACUCUGGUUCAGGUGUCAAACUGGUUUGCAAAUGCAAGACGUCGCCUCAAAAACACUGUGAGACAACCAGAUCUGAGCUGGGCAUUGCGGAUAAAGCUAUAUAACAAAUAUGUACAAGGGAAUGCUGAGCGGUUAAGUAUCAGCAGUGAAGACUCCUGCUCUGAAGAUGGAGACAAUGUUCCUAGGAGUCACGCUAAUGAAGAAAGCUACGACAAACCCAUCCACCAUACUGUGAUAAACAAUGAGAGCUCAGUCAUCAAGUCAGGGAUAAGAGCAGAAGCUAGUACAAAUGAAGACUAUGUGUCCCCUCCGAAAUACAAGAGCAGUUUAUUGCAUCGCUAUCUCAAUGACUCCUUACGACAUGUCAUGGCCACUAAUGCUGCCAUGAGAGAAAAGACGAGGCAGAGAAACCACUCAGGGUCAUUUAGUUCCAAUGAGUUUGAGGAAGAGCUCGUGUCUCCCUCAUCAUCGGAAACUGAAGGCAACUUUGUCUACCGAACAGGU
Messenger RNA from Staurois parvus, 525 nucleotides. NCBI's taxonomy places the organism in Eukaryota, Metazoa, Chordata, Amphibia, Anura, Ranidae. The record is from the annotation of a GenBank genome assembly.